UAGAUGGGCGGGAGGUAACCAGUCCCCUUCCCCUCCCUCGGGGCGGGUUGGCGCAUGCCCCCAAACUCACGGUGCUGAGUGCGGAUGCAGCGCAGUCGUGGCCCGAUAGCCCGCAAGGAGGUGGCACGUCGGUCUGGCUGUCUCGGGCUCCAGCAUGUUCACCUCCUCCCGAAGAGGCUUCUCCAUCGAGGCGCUUGUGGGAACUUCCGCCGAGCCGUUGCUACCCCCCGCGCCAGCCAAGCCCUGUGCUUCACCAGCCUGGGGGGCUGCCCGCCUGCUGGUCCUGGAGCCUCAGGCUCUCCCUGAGCGCGGAGCCAAUGGUCGCCUGGGUCCGCCCCCGCCCGGCUCCCGGGACCUAUGCAGUUGCUGCCCCUGGCUUCUACGAAGCCGCUUGUGGACACCGAGCUUCCCGGGAGAAGUCCAUUCUCCUGAGAGCCUGCUGCUUUGUGGGCCCUUUACUCGAAAGCCCAAAAGGAUCCGGACAGCUUUCUCCCCAUCCCAGCUCCUGCGGCUGGAAAGAACCUUUGAGAAAAACCACUAUGUAGUGGGAGCAGAGAGGAAGCAGCUUGCAAACAGCUUGUGUCUAACGGAAACUCAGGUCAAAGUAUGGUUCCAAAAUCGUCGAACAAAACACAAAAGGCAGAAGAUGGAGGAAUGCCCAACAGCAGAAGAGAAGAGGAAGAAUGGACCGCUCAUGAGUCAGUGGCAAGUGGCUGCUAGGCAGGGCACUGAUGAGGACAUUGAUGUGACAUCUGAGGAUUAAGCAUACUCUUGGGGACUGGAAGGUGCCCUCUCAUGAAAGAAUGCUUGAGGCCUGGCUGUGGGACAAGUUUGAUGGCAGAAGCAAUACCUCUUUGAUGAGGCAGACAAGAGUUUAGGAAUUUUCCAAUAUCUUAACCACUUGGAAUCUGAUUUUGAGACUGACACCCACUCAAGAUUGCUAGGUAAAAAAUUGGAAAAGAUGAAAGUCUUCUUCAGAGCUGAACACAUGCCUGUAAUUCCUUCUGAGAUAGCUGAGGCUUCUGGAUCUCAGGAUCUCUGAGAUACAUGGUGUUAAUCAAGUGUCCAAAUCUGGCACAAUAUGGUGAACCUCCAGUAGCUAGACACCACCAGGUUGCUUAAGCAGCCAAGUGGCAGCUCUGGUUGGAAGCCAAGUAGGAAUUGUUUCAUUACUUGGCUUCCAAGUAGGUCAGUUCCCAUGCUGAUCCGUAGUGGAACUGGGCCUGUGAAUGGCCACUAUACUUUCAUUCUGGCUAUGAUAAGGAGACUGUCUUCAAAAAAAUUUAGUUUUCAUAAGAAAUUUGCAUUGCUAUGAGAGUAUAAGCUAGAGCUCCAGAUAACUACAUUGACGAUAAAAGAUGGAGCUACCUCAUUUAACAGUAAUGAGAAGUACAAAGGUUGGAGUAGUCUAAAAGAGACUGUCAGAGGAAGCUGAUUUCCAGGCCUGGCCCAUUUCUGACCCAUCACCACCUAUCUGAACUAGGUUCUCUCAACCAUGCUUACUUCCCUUCAUUCCAUCAGUCACUUCAGAUUAAGGAGUCAGAAUGAGAAAAGGAGACUUGGAAUCUACUCAGAAAACCCAAUCUUUUUUAACUGGUAUACAAGGAGUAUCCUGGUGUUUCAUUACUUAUGUACAAAGAUACAUUUGGGUAUAUUGGUUAUCUGUAUAUCUAUUGAUUUGUUCAGUUCUGUCUUGUCUCUGUGAUCCAGAGUGUGAGUGUGUGUAUAUAUGAAUGGAUCUGUGAUCCCAUGCCUGAGGUCCUUCUGUUCAUUGUUGCAGAGCCUAUCCCAAAACAUCUUUUCAUCUUGUAUGAUACCUGUCUGUUCUCCCAUACAUCCUCCACAGAGUACUUCUCAAUGUACUUUUGCUAGGUCUUUCAACAUUUCAUAGAUACCAGUGAAACACUUGGGUUGGAUACUCCGUUUUGCUAUACAAUGAGGUUCUGCUCCUUUUCCAAAUAUACAUUUCCUGAAUACUAUCCCUCUUGCAACUUGAAAAUGUGAAAAUACAGCAUGGCCUGUGUACACCAGCCAUCUAUUGAAACAAUUUCCUUGUAACUCUGUUCCCAGCUCUUUGAUUUUAACAGUAUCACCAAGCGAAUGUAUGGAAUUUUAUGCCAGGGAGCUGCAAAACACAUUUUCCCAAUUAUAAUGCAGUCUUCUUCCUGUUAUCGAGUUCUAGGCCUAUCAUAUUUAUAUGUAAUGUCCAUCUCAGAUGUGUACUGAUGGAGUAAGAGAAAGUUUUAAGUUUAAUUGGGAAUACUAUAAGCUUCCCUAUUAUGUCAUUCCCUAAGAUGAGAUGGAUACUAUUCUAAGGCUUAUCCAUUUUCUUGACACAUAGUUAGCACUUGAGUCCCUUCUCAUUCUUUGGUAGCCGCCUAUUGUGUGGGCCAUAACUAAGAAAGCAAGUUUGGAUUUCAUGACAAUAUCAACAUGUUUCUGACAAAUCCCUCUCCUAGGGCUAGUAAGAGUGGUUGCCAAUAAUCCCUCUGUUAUAUACUUCCUUCAGGUUAACAAGGAAAAUGGAAUAAAUCUGCCUUGCCUAUAUGAAUUAUCCCUCACCUAUAUACAAAGUUUGGCCUGUGAAUUUUCAAAGUAAUGCUUGAAUCAGAAGGGAAUAUUUAUUCCAUUUAAUGUAAAAAGUAUCUUGGUGCAUAAAUUGACCAUGUCAUAUCUUUUCUAUGCUGGGAUGAGGAGGGAAGUUUAUUAAGGGGAAAAGGUGAUUUAUAACAAAUAAUCAAAUAUAUCAAAAGAUAUAUUGCUAAGAACCCCCUUACUAGUGGACAUUACUUUCCAAGAGGUUUCAGAUAUAUAUUUUCUACUCUGUUUUUGCCUUAAUUUUUUGAGUAAAAUCUGAAUACUUCGAUUUAGAACUCUUUCUUCCAAUUUGCUAUGAUUGAUAUGUGUCAGGUACAAUUAAUCACUUUUUUGUUAAUCAGAUGCUAUUCCCUUCAUUUCUGCUUGUCUGCUAACAGCUGGAGUGCUCUCUACAUUAGUCAUUUCUCCUUAAUACUCAAUUAAAACCAUGCUGUUUGCAGAAUAUUUUCCCUUAAAAAUAACCCAGCCAUAUUUCCUUAAAGAGAUUAAAACCAAGUUAUUGAUUUCUCCUCUCUCAUCUUGUUAACCAUCUCUUCUAAGGAUAAACAGUUCUGUUAAGGGUAAAAUUCAGUUCUCAAGUCUUAUAUUGUAAUUCUGUUAAGUUUGCUAUUUUAAUACAUUUUAUUGAUAACCUUUGUCAUAUUACUAUCAUUCCUGGAAACUGCCCUCUACCACAUACAACUUGCCUGCCCUGUUAAGAAAAAAACCUACCAAAUAGUGACCAAAUCUGACGACAUAUACAACUUUUGGCUUGUAUUGUCUCCUAUUUUCAUGCCCCAAAGAGGUAGUUAUGUUUCAUUAUCCUUUCUCCAGGACCAUUAUUCUUUUGGUUUUGCUUAUUUUACUCUUUAUCAGUUCAUCAAAAUCUUCCCAUGUUUUUCUGAAUCCUUUGUUAAUAGUCAUUCCUUGCUGUAUAAUUAUAUUAAACAUUCACAUAACAGGUUUUUCAACUAUAUUUCAAAUCUAUUUCCAUUUCUAGUUCUUUGUUACAACAUUGCUACUGUGAAUAUUUUAGAAUAUACUGGACUUUUCUGUCUUUGAUCUUUUUGAAUUAAUUGAUUCACUACUAGAAUAUAUGAAUAGGCUACCCUGGAAUAACUCCCAAUUAAGAUGUAAGAUAGUUGGAAGUCAACUCCAAAAAUAUUGUAUUAGUGUGCUUUUCUUUUUUAUAUAACUUUUUAUUUUUUAACAUUCACCUUUGCAAAACCUUG
Sarcophilus harrisii (Tasmanian devil) is the source of this 3809-nucleotide messenger RNA. RefSeq names its product homeobox protein EMX1. The coding region runs from base 155 to 763 and encodes 202 amino acids. Lineage: Eukaryota; Metazoa; Chordata; Mammalia; Dasyuromorphia; Dasyuridae. Gene Ontology annotation, biological process: central nervous system development; brain development; neuron differentiation. Gene Ontology annotation, molecular function: DNA binding; DNA-binding transcription factor activity, RNA polymerase II-specific. The transcript has 3 exons. The record is from RefSeq and is a predicted model, not a curated record.